Molecule: messenger RNA, 366 nt
Organism: Westerdykella ornata
Lineage: Eukaryota; Fungi; Ascomycota; Dothideomycetes; Pleosporales; Sporormiaceae
Exons: 1
Coding region: 1-366 (121 amino acids)
Source: RefSeq, a predicted model, not a curated record
AUGGAGGAAAAGCAACGUCGGAUAUGUAGUUGGACGGCACUGAUAAGCCAGACUGACGCGACUACCGACUGUGCCUCAGGGAAAAAGCAAUCAUUUCCUGUCUUGAAGAUGAACAACAAAGUCAUGAGCGGAGAGAAGUCGCGCCUGAGGAUUGCUGGACCUGGGCGAGGGAAGCCUCCAACAACCCGGGUCCUGGUGAGUGGUGAUGUGUUGAGUAUGCAGAGCGCGCAGCCAGCAGUGGGUCCGACGGAGAGGCGUCCGGACGGGAAUAAUGGGCUUCUAGCGGAGUUCCAGGAGCAAUUCCUGUUGCGGUUGCGAGUCAAAAAGGCGCAGGCUGUGCCAAAGGACGGUUGCGAGCUGAGAUGA